AUGAAGAAUUUAUUACAAGUGAUUGUUCUAUUAGUAAUUAUCACAUUAGGUGCCACACUUAAGUUAAUUCCUGAAACAAGACAAAAACGAAGUGCCUCUUGGCUAGAAAAUCCAGUAAAGGACACAGAUGUCCAAGAUAAUACGUAUAUCAAAAGAAGCUAUUUAGAUUCAAGAUUUAUGGGGUCUAUGCUGAGAAAACGUGACAUGAAUUGCUGUUUCACUGGUGGAUGUACCCCAAUGGAACAAAAGAUGUGCACUGUGCUACAGAUCAUCCAAGACUGUGGCUACCUCAGUCAGAGGGGACCAUGUUAACGUACCCGCCGUCUUUGGGUGAACCAUCUUCUUUGGAACACCACCUAUCGUUAGAACGUGAUACAAAUUCAACUGAGAUACGUCAUAUUGGAGAUGACACCUCUAAAUUAACUGCAUUCGAAAAUAUAUCCUGUUUCACGUAUCCCUGAAAAUAUAUUCUGAAAAAAACAUUGAUAUGACAAAAAUGAGAUGAUAAAACCGAAUGUAUUGUCUUUUUAUCUGUUUUAUAGUGCUAUAUGAUACAAUAUCAUCACAUUCAAGAUGAUUCGGGUUACUCUUCCUGAUAUGUUAUAUUGAUUAUAAGCAAAAUAGACAUGCAAAAUAAAACAAUUCAGCAGUUCCUGUAAAUUGCUUCCAAGAAUUUUACAAUUUAGUUUUUAUGGAUUUUCGGAGCAGUGAGGAAUUGGAAAUAAAUUCUUCCUUGCUAUCAUCUCUGUGUUAUUUCUAACAUUCUUGAUUAUUUCGAAUUGUUAAUUUUUUGGUUAACUUAAUCUAUGGCUUGACCACCAAGUGCAAAUAGAAAAGUACAAAAAUAAUUCAAACACCGAAGUUUGUGUAUUUCGAAUUGUUUUUCACUUUGCUUUUUUGAAUGUAUUGUAAAGUCUUGUUCAUGCUUCCCCACCCAGUAUUAUGAGUUGUCACAGCGUCACUGUACAAUAAAUAUUCGA
Owenia fusiformis is the source of this 980-nucleotide messenger RNA. The record is from the annotation of a GenBank genome assembly. NCBI's taxonomy places the organism in Eukaryota, Metazoa, Annelida, Polychaeta, Sabellida, Oweniidae.